UAUAAAUCCUGUGGGAAGGCAGAAUUCCCAUUCCUUGGUUCGCACGAAGAGGGAGACACAGAGUCUGACUUCAGAAUUUAGAUAUUCGGAGUUUGGUGGGAAAAGUGAACGGAGAGGAAUCUCUGGAUUCCAACUCUUUCGACGGUGGUUAUGCUGCUUGCCGUUCAGGGUGCCCUUGAUUUGAAUUUUGAAGGUCUUGUUUUCUCGUUCAAGAUAUGGAGACAAUUUCUGUUUGGCCAAAUUGCUACCAUUAUCGUUUGCUUUCUUUCCAAGAAGUGCAUGAUUGGCAUAUCUUUGUCCUUGUAGAUUUUCUUCUGGUUUCCUUUGUUAAUUGCACCUAGGGUUCUGUUCCUCUUGGAUGAUCACCACUGGGUACGUUAUGCUAGUUUCUUCUGAGACAGGUGCUCCAUCUUUAGUGCACCUGUGCAAUGCAUUGAUGACCGAAAAUCCAGUUAAAACAUCUCGCAAAUCUUCAAUGGGGGGCUGAAGUCUGUAGAUUUCUGACUGAAUGUUGGAUGCUUCCUCCAUGUCAACUACUGGAUAAGCAGUUGCAUUGAAUCAGUGUGCCCUAUUAUCAAUUUGUAAUUAAUUCGUUUUUGCUUGUGGUGGAUAUUGGUGGUGAACAAAUAUCAGUUACCUGAAGGCUCUGAAACAAUUCAUAUUAGUUUUGAAGUAGCUAUUACUGGAGUUCUCAUGUCUUGGGUCGGUGGCAUUUUGUAAUGAUCAAUGUUGUUGCCUUGGUCACUCAUUUUGGUUAGACUUGGGAAGUGGUAAUAUGAUCUAUAGUUCUUGUUCAUCACUGCCACCUGCAUCCUGCUACCCUUAUGAAGCCAUAGGUCUAUCAAUCAAUAAGGCUGUGCAGCCCUUCCAUCUGAAAGCUUCUGUUUUUGAGCCUUCCUAUGCCUUGACAGAAAAUUGAUGGUGGUUCUUGCUGGAACAGCACCUAUCUGUUGAUACUCAGUAGACUUUCUCAGCAUCGUCUGCGAGAGAUACAUUAUAUUAUCUUGUGUGUUUUCUUAUAUCUUUUGAAUAAAGAAAGGGCUGCUUUGCAUUCCUAGCGAAUAAUGGAGAGGUACAAGUUAAUCAAGGAAGUUGGUGAUGGAGCAUUUGGGAGUGUCUGGAGAGCUAUUUAUAAGCAAACUGGUGAAGUUGUUGCAAUCAAGAAAAUGAAGAAGAAAUAUUACUCUUGGGAGGAGUGUGUAAAUCUGAGAGAGGUCAAGUCAUUGAGGAGAAUGAAUCACCCUAAUAUUGUGAAGCUGAAGGAAGUUAUUCGAGAAUGUGACAUUCUAUACUUUGUUUUUGAGUACAUGGAAUACAGCCUGUAUCAACUCAUGAAAGACAGGUCUAAGCUGUUUUCUGAAGAUGAAGUUAGAAAUUGGUGUUUUCAAAUUUUCCAAAGUCUUGCUUACAUGCACCAGCAUGGAUAUUUUCACCGUGACCUGAAGCCAGAAAACUUGCUGGUUACCAAGGAUGUUAUUAAAGUUGCUGAUUUUGGUCUUGCACGAGAGAUCAGCUCACAACCACCCUAUACCAAAUAUGUCUCCACACGGUGGUAUCGAGCUCCUGAAGUGCUGCUUCAGUCCUAUCUUUACGGAUCUGAAGUUGAUAUGUGGGCCAUGGGUGCUAUUAUGGCUGAACUCUUCACUCUCCGUCCUCUUUUUCCUGGUGCCAGUGAACCAGAUGAGAUCUACAAAAUAUGCAGUGUGAUUGGCAGUCCAACCAUUGAGUCAUGGGCUGAUGGGCUUAAACUUGCAAGGGAUAUCAACUAUCAGUUUCCAGAGUUUGCUGGUGUACAUCUUUCUGUUCUAAUCCCCUCUGCAAGCGCUGAUGCUAUUGACCUCAUGACAGCGCUUUGCUCAUGGGAUCCUUGCAAGAGGCCAACGGCUUAUGAGGCCCUUCAGCACCCAUUCUUUCAGAGUUGCUUUUAUAUUCCUCCUUCCCUCCGCACCAAGGCAAUUGCCAGAACACCUCCAUCUGUUACCACAGCUGGAGCACGGGGAUCAGUGUAUCGGCAUGAUGUUAAGAGAUAUUCAAGUGCUUUAUCUAAUUCGAAGAUAACCAAUAAUUUUUCUCCCUCGAAAUCACAUCCUCCUUUAGCUGCAGGUGUGCAACGCAAGCUGGAUCUGACAAAUGAGAAGGUUGGAAACAAGACUGAUAAGGCCUUGAAGAAACAACCGAAAUAUAGACCUCCCGGGAAGGACAGCCCAAUUAAUGUUGGGUUUGCAGCGUCUAUGAACAAGGGGAGGACAGUGCGUGGGGUUUCAGAAACAGCUGAGAAGUUUGCGAACAUGAGUGUUGAAGUCCGUAGACAGUCUAUGGGACAAGCUCGACGGCCUCCUGCAAUGAAAGCAGGAGUGCAGUGGGGUUCGGAAUCUAGAAACUUGCUGGCGAGGCCUGCUCAAGUUGUUUCUACUGGAAGAACUUUUCCUAGGAAAGUUGCUGGAUGACAAGUACCAACCUAGUGAUCUUCCUUCCAUGUCAAAUAUGUUCUUAAUGCUCCUCCAGAGUCCAGUAUAGCUUUGCUAUUAACUUUUUAAUACUUCUGCGUUUGUUUUGUGUUUGAUCGUUUGUAUCCCUUAUGUGGUGGGACGUAACCUGUGCGUUGCUGAUUCGCUACUUUGUUUAUUGUCUCAUGUAUUGAACGAGUUUUUAUGAAUAAAUAGCACGCAUUUAUUUA
Molecule: messenger RNA, 2677 nt
Organism: Prosopis cineraria
Lineage: Eukaryota; Viridiplantae; Streptophyta; Magnoliopsida; Fabales; Fabaceae
Product: cyclin-dependent kinase F-4-like
Exons: 19
Coding region: 1065-2447 (460 amino acids)
Biological process (GO): intracellular signal transduction; protein phosphorylation
Cellular component (GO): cytoplasm; nucleus
Molecular function (GO): protein serine/threonine kinase activity; ATP binding
Source: RefSeq, a predicted model, not a curated record